This is a messenger RNA of Pyricularia oryzae 70-15, 1152 nucleotides long. RefSeq lists its product as uncharacterized. The transcript is spliced from 3 exons. The record is from RefSeq and is a predicted model, not a curated record. NCBI's taxonomy places the organism in Eukaryota, Fungi, Ascomycota, Sordariomycetes, Magnaporthales, Pyriculariaceae. Bases 1 to 1152 code for a protein of 383 amino acids.
AUGGGUCCUCCUACGAACUUGGAGCUCAACGCCAAGCGGGAGGAGCACUGCAUACAAGUGACCCCCGAGCGGAAAUAUUACCGAUAUGCAGAUACCUGGGUCAAGCGGAGCCUCAAGCCCUCGGAGUGGCAAAAGCACGGCGGGUACAUGUUUGUGCCCAAGUUCAGCACGGAAAGAGUCCUGAACGAAGGGGCGUGCCUGGCGUUUCUGGCCGAGCACACCGAGAUCCCGGUGCCGCGCAUUUAUGCCUGCUUCGAGGAUGACGGGGCGGCAUACCUCAUCACGGAGUUUGUCGAGGGGACGCCGAUGAGCCAGCUGCCGCCGGAGCAGCAGAAGCACGUCGUGAUUGAGCUGGAGCAGCACCUGGAGACGCUGAAGCAGAUUACGUCUCCGAACUGGGGCGGGCCUACAGGACAUGUCCUCCCUCCAUACCGCGUCAUGAGGAGAUCCAAAGGCCACCCGUGGCACAUGCGACCACGCGACGACGACAGCCUCGUGUUUUGCCACAACGACCUCUCGGCCAGCAACGUGCUGGUGGACCCGUACACGCUCAAGAUCAACGCCAUCGUCGACUGGGAGUACGCGGGCUUCUACCCGCCCGAGUUCGACAGCCCCUUUUACCUGCGCGCCGGCCCGCCCGUGGCCCUGCAGGGCGAGUACGACGACGUCGACGAGCUCUGCCGCAUCAUCGACUCGGAGCGCGUCUACCUCGAGAACCAGCAGCACACCGCCCCGCAGACCCCCGUCACGCCGUACGGGCCGCCGGGGGCGCGCGGGUCGGGACAGUCUGCGAACGGGGGGCAGCAGCAGCAGCAGCAGUCGGGCCCCAACGGUGGACACACGAGGGGCCAGGGACCGCCUCCGCAGGCCGGGUUCGCGCACCAAGGGAAUAGUCAGAAUGGCGGUGGGCACGGGGGACAGCAGCAGGGGAUGGGAGGGCGGCCGUUCUUGGGUCCCGCGGGUUCCUUUACGGCGCAGCGGUCCAUCAGCCCCGGGUUGCAUGCGCAACGUGCCAUGAGCCCGGCGAUGCAUGGUCAACGGGCGGUGAGUCCCGGGGUUGCGCACGCUUACAGUGGACCGAAUGGACAUGGCGGGCAUAAUGGGCCCAGUGGGCACAACGGGCACAACGGGAGUGGCCCCUAUGCGCAGUAG